AACAAGGUACUUCCCCUACGUUGUUCCAGCAGAACUGCCCAGCUGUAUAAAUGGGUAAAUAACAGUGGAUCAUUUAACACUGAGAGGUCCUUGGGAUGAAAAAGCAUCUUAUUGUGUGAGGUAAACAAGGUAAAGAUGCACUGUGGCAUACAUGUCACUUCUGUCCCUGUGCACGGCCCUGCAAAUGGCCUUGGGUGUUCAGUUUUAAUUAGGGCCACAUUAAUUAUAAUGUGGGUAAAUGUGGAUGUUUUAAUUGGGUCGAGUGUCCCGAGGGCUCCCUUCCCUUCGCUUUCCUUGGAAACGUUCGCUCUACUGCAGUGUGACCUUGUUGAAGGCCUCACACCUUCUUCUCCAGGUACAGUGUGUUUCUCCGGCUCGGUUGUGUGAGGCCUUGGCUUCGCAGUCAGGGCUUUUUUUGCCACUGUCACAUGCUGUCUGGACCGGAGCGCCGCACAAGCCACCUGCCCGAACGCCGUUCCUCAUGGCAUGAGCCGUUUGGCUUCAGCGAGAACGUCUCCGUUCCCGCAGACCUCUUAGUCUCCCAGUUUUGUUUUGUUUUGUUUUGUUUUGUUUAUCCUGCUCCACUUCACCACAACUAGUCAGUUUUUCAGUCAAGCUGUUCUUCUGUUAAGCGUUGAUUGGCUGGAAUGCAAGUCAAUCUUUUGAUUGACAGGUACUAGCAGCCGUUUGAUUGGCAAAUGGUAGUCCGCCGGGUGGCGCUUAGCUUACACUCUCUCCUACACCAAGGUGCAAACAGGCGGGACUCGGAGGCUCUGCUCUCUGGUUGGUCUGCGGACCCGCCAUCCCCUCAAGGUGCGCUCUGAUUGGCCGUGAGCGUCUUCGCGUGCGUGGGGCGUCGCUGUGCGGCCUGCUCAGGAACUGCGGCUGCGAUAGAACGAGGAGCGGAUUAGCGGGCAAUUACAUCAGAAAGGAGCCGCCGAGGGACGUAGCGGAGCGGAGAGGAGCGCGCGCGCCCGGCCGCCCGCCCGUGCAUAAUUAGCAUGUGGAAUUGAGACGUACAAGUAAUAAACAGCGGCGCAGCUCUGAUUUCCAGGCUGCACGCGACCGCGCCGCGUUCGUAGCGCUCACAGUUGCGUUCGUCUCCGUUCCUCGUCGUUCGCACCCGGCUCGUGUGUGUGUGUGUGUGUGUGUGUGAGACGUGACUGUGCGUGACACUCGCUGUGACACUCGACUCGCUGUGUGUGUGUGUGUGUGUGUGUCGUCGCCGCCGCCGCCUGGAAUUCACCGCUCUUGCGUCCCAGACGACGUCGACGGAGUGUAAAAGUGCGCCGUGUCGCGUGACCGAUGUCAUGAUGAUGAGCACAGGAGUGACGAGAAGAAGGGUAAAUAUUACUGUAGUAAAUAAGGGCGCUGAGGAAGGUGACGAUGGACCGUGUGCGCGUGCGCGCGCGCGCCCCUCCCCAGGGAUGGACAGCGGCCACACGAAGACCGUGGAGGAGGUGCUGGGCUUCUUCGGGGUCAACGAGUCCACGGGGCUGAGCUGCGAGCAGCUGAAGAAGGCGCGCGAGAGAUGGGGCUCCAACGAGCUUCCGGCAGAAGAAGGGAAGUCGCUAUGGGAACUGGUGCUGGAGCAGUUCGAAGACCUGCUGGUGCGGAUUCUCCUGUUGGCGGCAUGCAUCUCCUUCACUCUGGCCUGGUUCGAGGAGGGGGAGGGGACCAUCACAGCCUUCGUUGAGCCUUUCGUCAUCCUCCUCAUCCUCAUUGCCAACGCCAUCGUUGGAGUGUGGCAGGAGCGGAAUGCCGAGAACGCCAUUGAGGCGCUGAAGGAGUACGAACCGGAGAUGGCCAAGGUGUACCGGCAGGACAGGAAGAGUGUGCAGAGGAUCCGUGCCAGAGACCUCGUACCUGGCGACAUCGUGGAGGUGGCCGUGGGCGACAAGGUCCCGGCUGACAUCCGCCUGACAUCCAUCCGCUCGACGACGCUGCGUGUGGACCAGUCCAUCCUGACCGGCGAAUCCGUGUCGGUGCUCAAACACACGGAUCCGGUGCCCGACCCUCGCGCCGUCAACCAGGACAAGAAGAACAUGCUCUUUUCUGGCACCAACAUCGCGGCGGGGCGAGCCGUGGGCGUGGUUGUGGCCACAGGGGUCCACACGGAGAUCGGCAGGAUCCGUGACGAGAUGGCGGCCACGGAGCCAGAGAGGACGCCGCUGCAGCAAAAGCUGGACCAGUUCGGGGAGCAGCUCUCCAAGGUGAUCACGCUGAUCUGUGUGGCCGUGUGGGCCAUCAACGUGGGCCACUUCAGCGACCCGGUGCACGGGGGCAGCUGGCUGCGGGGGGCCGUCUAUUACUUCAAGAUCGCCGUAGCGCUCGCCGUAGCAGCCAUCCCCGAGGGCCUGCCGGCUGUGAUCACCACCUGCCUGGCGCUGGGCACCCGCCGCAUGGCCCGGAAGAACGCCAUCGUGCGCAGCCUGCCCUCCGUGGAGACGCUGGGCUGCACGUCCGUCAUCUGCUCCGACAAGACGGGCACGCUGACCACCAAUCAGAUGUCGGUGUGCAGGAUGUUUGUGGUGGACAGCGUAUCAGGGGAGCAAUGCGCCUUGAGCGAGUUCACGGUGACCGGAUCUACUUACGCCCCGGACGGGGAAGUCUAUCAGGGUCGCGCUCCAGUUCGCUGCAGUCAGUACGAGGGCCUGGUCGAGUUGGCCACCAUCUGUGCUCUGUGCAACGACUCUUCCCUGGACUACAACGAGGCUAAGGGUGUGUAUGAGAAGGUGGGCGAGGCCACGGAGACUGCCCUCUGCUGUCUGGUGGAGAAGAUGAACGUGUUUGACACGGACCUGCAUGGACUUACUCCAGCGGAGAGGGCGACGGCCUGCUGCUCUGUCAUCCAGCAGCUCAUGCGCAAGGAGCUCACGCUCGAGUUCUCCAGAGACAGGAAGUCCAUGUCCGUCUUCUGCUCUCCAAACAAGCUCAGCAGGUCCACCGGUGGGGCCAAGAUGUUUGUGAAGGUGCGGAGCCCCCUGUCUGCCCGCGUUCUCGCUCUCGCUCUGGUUUCCUUCUCCGUGUCUCACCGCCACCCCGCUCCCCCGCAGGGGGCGCCAGAGAGCGUGUUGGAGCGAUGCCGCUGGCUCCGGGUGGGCGGCGGCUCCCGAGUACCCAUGUCCCCGGCCCAGCGGGAGCAGCUUCUAGCCAAGGUGCGUGAGUGGGGGUCGGGCCGUGACACCCUGCGCUGCCUCACCAUGGCGACGCGAGACUCUCCUCCGGACCCGCGUACCCUCACUCUGGACAACUCGGCGAGCUUCUCCGACUACGAGUCGGAGCUGACCUUCGUGGGCUGCGUGGGCAUGCUGGACCCGCCCCGGAAGGAGGUACUGGGAGCCGUGCGCAUGUGCAGACAGGCUGGCAUCCGGGUGAUCAUGAUCACGGGAGACAACAAAGGUACAGCCAUGUCCAUCUGCCGGCGCGUGGGCAUCAUCACGGAGCAGGAGGAGGAGGAGGAGGAAGGCGGGGGGGACGGCCAGUUCCUGGGGGGGCUCACGGGCCGUGAGUUUGACGAGCUGCCCCCCCACCUGCAGAGGCAGGCGUGUCGCACGGUGCGCUGCUUCGCCCGCGUGGAGCCCGCCCACAAGAGCCGCAUUGUGGAGUACCUGCAGAGCCUCAGUGACAUCACAGCCAUGACGGGCGACGGCGUGAACGACGCUCCCGCUCUGAAGAAGGCCGAGAUCGGCAUCGCCAUGGGUUCGGGGACGGCUGUGGCCAAGUCGGCCUCCGACAUGAUUCUGGCCGACGACAACUUCUCGACGAUCGUGGCAGCAGUGGAGGAGGGCCGCGCCAUCUACAACAACAUGAAGCAGUUCAUCCGCUAUCUCAUCUCGUCAAACAUCGGCGAGGUGGUCUGCAUCUUCCUGACGGCGGCGCUAGGAAUGCCUGAGGCGCUCAUCCCCGUGCAGCUGCUCUGGGUGAACCUGGUGACGGACGGCUUCCCGGCCACUGCCCUCGGCUUCAACCCCCCCGAUCUGGACAUCAUGUCCCGCCCCCCGCGCUCCCCCAAGGAGCCCCUCAUCUCCGGCUGGCUCUUCUGCAGAUACCUCAUCAUUGGCUGCUACGUUGGAGCUGCCACAGUGGGUGCAGCAGCCUGGUGGUUCAUGGCCGCCCACGAUGGACCCAAACUUUCCUUCUACCAACUGUCACACUACCUGCAGUGCAGUGAGGCUCACGGUGACUUUGAGGGGGUGCAGUGCUCCGUGUUCGAGUCGCCGUACCCCAUGACCAUGGCGCUCUCCGUGCUCGUCACCAUAGAGAUGUGCAAUGCCCUUAACAGCCUCUCCGAGAACCAGUCACUGCUCAAGAUGCCCCCCUGGUCGAACCCGUGGCUGGUGGGGGCCAUCUGCCUCUCCAUGGCGCUGCACUUCCUCAUCCUCUACAUGGACCCGCUUCCCGUGAUCUUCCAGAUCCGCCCACUCUCGUGGUCCCAGUGGGUGACGGUGCUCAAGAUGUCCCUUCCUGUCAUCCUACUCGAUGAGGUGCUCAAGUUUGUGGCGAGGAACUACGUCGAACCCGGGUGCGAGUUGGGGCCGGAGGAGGAGGAGGAGGAGGAGGGGCAGGAAGAGCGCAGGGGGCAGCAGCAUGGCAGAGGCGGUGAUGCAGGGCGGGUGCUGCUCGCCUCUGUCCGUCAGGCCUUCAAGGGCGUGUCUUGGUCCUUUGUCCUCAUGUCUGUCCCCUUGCUCAUCUGGAUCUACAGCCUGGACUCGGAUAUCACCAACAUCUUCUGGACAUAGGGGGUGGGGAGCGGGCAAGUGUGUGUGUGUCUGUCUGUCUGGCUGUCUGUCUGUCCUUCUCCCUGUUGUCCUUGAACACUGACGCCUCACUUUCCCCUGCAGGGAGGAGUUAGAGUACAGUAGAGUAAAUCAGUGUAAAGUAGAGGUAGGUGGAAUAUGAUGUUCCCUGCGAUGGAAAUGUUCCUUUAGCCGUGUCUCAGCGGUCCAGGGUUUGAGCGGCUCCUACAGUGCCGCCUCCCUUUGCUGCUGUGUGCGGUCAGUGCUGCUGCUCUCGUGGUCGCUACUGCGAUGCGUUCCGUUUGCGGUUCAUCAGGAUGACCGGCGUUCGGUCAGUAACGAGUUCUGCUCCUCUUGUGUGUGUCAUUGCUGCGUUAUUGUUACUAAUAAUGAUCCUAAUUUAAUAAUUAAUAAUAACCCCCCUAGGGCUCCACCAGCAAGGGUCACGUUUCACCGCAGUUCACAUUCACUGCUCCUCAACGACUUACUAAGCGCUGCGGUCUAGAGGGGGGAAAAAAGGGUGUGAUAGCAUCAUAAUAGAAGUGUCUGUGUGUGUGUGUGAUGGCAUGUGCAUGUUUGUGCGUGCGUGUGUGUGUGUGUGUGUGUG
Molecule: messenger RNA, 5346 nt
Organism: Scleropages formosus (Asian bonytongue)
Lineage: Eukaryota; Metazoa; Chordata; Actinopteri; Osteoglossiformes; Osteoglossidae
Product: sarcoplasmic/endoplasmic reticulum calcium ATPase 2
Exons: 22
Coding region: 1311-4742 (1143 amino acids)
Biological process (GO): calcium ion transport
Cellular component (GO): membrane
Molecular function (GO): ATP hydrolysis activity; ATP binding; P-type calcium transporter activity
Source: RefSeq, a predicted model, not a curated record